This is a messenger RNA of Prorocentrum cordatum, 622 nucleotides long. The record is from the annotation of a GenBank genome assembly. Lineage: Eukaryota; Dinophyceae; Prorocentrales; Prorocentraceae.
GUCCCCUCAAUGGUGGGCGUGAUCGAGACCGCCGUGGCGGACGUCGUUCACAAGACGGUCGAGGCACGUCCUCCAGCUACGGCAUCUGAGAUGGACAAGAAAGUUGCUGCCCAACGUACUCUUCUGGCGAAGGCGGUGGAGACGGCGACCAAGAAGAAGCGCGUGGCGCAGGGCGAGGUCAAGAAGGCUGUAGAGGACGAGGACGGCUUCAACGAAGCGGAAGCGGCCGGCGUGGCCUCCGGGGUCGGUCGCGGCGGCGGCCACGCGGGGGUCGGGGCGCAGGCGCUGCAGGCCCGCGACGACCGCAGCGCCAACGCGCCGCCGAGGAGCCUCCCCCGGCAGCCGCGGCGCCUGGCGCACCCCCACCAGUGCCCACCCGUGCCUGGCCUCGCCGACCUCGGAGGCCUCGACUGGCAGCGGGUCCAGGACAGCCUCCACGAGGUCGAGGAGGCGGGUCUCGAGAAGCUCGUGCGGCGCUCCAGCCUCUCGGACGCCCAAUGGCAGGGGACGCGGAGCGUCGCCAUCUCACAGCGCGCCGAGGACGGGCUGGACAUGCCCGAUGCUGGCGGCGAUGCUGGCGACGCUCAUCUUCCUGAGACCGAGCUUGGAGAGCCCAUGGAAG